This is a messenger RNA of Amphimedon queenslandica, 1142 nucleotides long. Its product is annotated as kelch domain-containing protein 3-like. The coding region runs from base 142 to 879 and encodes 245 amino acids. The record is from RefSeq and is a predicted model, not a curated record. The transcript is spliced from 5 exons. Lineage: Eukaryota; Metazoa; Porifera; Demospongiae; Haplosclerida; Niphatidae. Gene Ontology annotation, molecular function: protein binding.
AGCCACCAGCCAGGCUACCCAAAAUCCUUGAUACCAUACAGGGAUGCGUCGGGUUGAAAUCAAAUCAGAUUAAAAUUAUUUGCUUUGUAGCUGGCUAAUUGGUAUUAAUUUUGCUAAACAGCCUGGUACUGUCGCUCAGCUAUGUCAUUCAAAAAUAAACCGAGGAAAAGAGCCUAUCACCGCGCUGUAUCGAUAGACCAUUCACUGUAUGUGUGGGCUGGCCAUCAUAAUAAGUUGCCUGCAGUUCAUGAUAGUGCAGAAAAGAGAAGGAUCACUAGUUAUAUACAGCACUUUACUCUUUCAACUGGUCAAUGGAUCACUAGAGGUACUACUGGUACUCCUCCAUUAGGAAUCAUUGGAUACUGCUGUACUGCAAUAAAUGGUGUAUUGCAUUAUUUUGGGGGAGAGUGUGGCCAUGACGACUGCUAUCAUAACAGUAUUACACAACUGAAUACCAUUAGUCUUCAAUGGAGAGAAUUAGAACCAACUGAUGCAACUAGACCAGUUAUGAGGAGAAGCAGUAGUGGAAUGAUAUCAUUUGAACAUGAUGAAGUAGACCAUUUACUAAUGAUAGGAGGAGGAGGAUCUAAACCAGCUGUACAACUACCUCAUUAUAAAUAUGCCGAGUCACAAAGGCUGAAAGGAUUAUGGUGUACUAAUGAGCACUCAAUAUAUAAUAUAUCAUCAAGAAAAUGGAGUAAUCCUUCAAUCAUUGGUCAGUGUAUACCACCUGCUUAUGAUUUCAUCAUUGAAAAGAUCAACAAUACUAGAGCUGUUCUGUUUGGUGGAGUAGAGACUGAUGAUGAUGAUACUGUUACUAACAAUAUUUAUAUAUUAGAGAUAUCAAUCAGCACUGUGUCCUGGCAGUGUUCAGUAUAAAGAAACCUGAAGCAAUAGACCAAUGGCCUGUGGGUAGAUACGCUCAUGCAGGUGCUAUUAUUAUAACUAGAUUAGACUGUCCUAUGCUAGUGAUAAGUGGUGGGAGGGAUGAGAAUAAUGACACAUUAGAUGAUUGUUGGAUCUUUAACGUCACUCAACAUUCCUGGAUAAAGUUAGAUGUACCUCACUCUGUUAGUGAGAGAUGGGGUCAUUCUCUCUCAUCAUUCAGUAUGAGUAGUCCUCGUUAUGUCUGGAUAAUAACU